Molecule: messenger RNA, 5147 nt
Organism: Scleropages formosus (Asian bonytongue)
Lineage: Eukaryota; Metazoa; Chordata; Actinopteri; Osteoglossiformes; Osteoglossidae
Gene: alk
Product: ALK receptor tyrosine kinase
Exons: 35
Coding region: 108-5147 (1679 amino acids)
Biological process (GO): regulation of cell population proliferation; protein phosphorylation; multicellular organism development
Cellular component (GO): plasma membrane; signaling receptor complex
Molecular function (GO): ATP binding; transmembrane receptor protein tyrosine kinase activity
Source: RefSeq, a predicted model, not a curated record
GCCUGUACCGGACGGUCCGCGCGCGACACAGGCACGAGGACUGGGUGGGUAGACCCUCCUCCGAUUUAACACGAAAAAAACGACAGAAAAAAAAGAACGCGCAAAAAAUGACCCUCAGCGCGCGGUGCUUGUUCGUCUUAUCCGCGGCGCUUCUGCUCGAGCUGCAGUGCGCGGCGCAGAGGGACGCGAUCGGGGUGGCUCUGUCUGGCACUGCCACGAGCGCCAGCAGCGCGAGCCUGGACUCCAAGAAGGACUCCAACCAGACCAGCACGUCCCGGCGCAAGAGGAAGAACCUGUCGGUGGACUUCGCCGUCCCCUCCCUGCUGAGGAACUACCUGUCCGAAUUCACCAAGCGGCCCCUGCACGGGGACUGCGCGGCUUUCGGCGGCGGGUGCGCGCACACCGUGCGCUCCAGCCUGAGCAUGCAGUGCGUCCCCUUGCAGAGGACCGUGUCCAGCUUGCUGGAGACCCGGCUGAGCCCAGUCGACGGCCCCCAGCGCGGAAACGGCUCGGCGGGCGCGCAGCUCCCGUCCCGGACGCGGCGACCGCUCUCCAAGGUGCUGAACCUGGCCCUCACCAAGGACAGCCGGAAGUCCAACCAGGUGGUGGUGGAGAUUGGGGAGCAGAACGUGCGGACCGGCUGCGGGGGGCUCUCGGCCGACGGGGACGUUCUGGAGGUGGACCUCACUCCUAUUCUGGAAUGGUGGUUGGGAGCCGGAGGGGGGCGGCUCAGGGUUCGGCUCAUCCCCGAGCGGCGGGCGCAGGUUCCCGGACGGGAGGAGAAGUACUCGGCCGCCAUCCGAGCUGCGGACCCGCGCUUCUUCCUCCAGAUCGUCUCCCGUGGUACGGUCCAGUCUGGACGUGGCGCUGGGGUACCUAGAGGCUACUGGAACUUCACCUGGAUGGCAGAAGACGAGCUGAGCUUCCCGGUGGAGACCACGCCAGCAGAGUCCCGGUGCCAUGGAAACGGUGGGCAGCCGUGCAGCUGGCCUCCACCGCUAGGUCCUGACACUCAAUUUGCUGUGCUGCCAGCUGGUAGCCUACAAAAUAGCGAGAGAUGCACACGCUACAGUAGGAGGUGGGAUGAGGGCCAGUUCCUGUCUGUGAACAGCUCCACAAUGGGGGGCCCCUGGGUGUCCAGCCCCUGGCUCCGUGGGGGACACUGGCGCUGCAGCCUGGACGUGUCCAUCUUCCUGCACCCCCAGCAGAGUGGGCGCUAUAUGGUGUGGCUCAUCGAGAGGGACAAGAAACCCAGAGUUCUUCUCAUCACCAAUGCACCACGCAGCACAGGCUGGGCGGCUCUGCGGCUCACCCUGGGCAACCAGCCGGACCCGUUCAGGAUCUGGUCGAGCUACAGCGAGCCGAGCGACAGGGACGCGGGCGCCUUCGAACCCACCUUCGCCACCAACUGCACCCUGGAUUCGUCCCCGGCACCAAACAUCACCCUCCAGGGGCGCUACGGCUGCCGCCAGGGGCCCGACAUCGCCCUGGGACAGAUGUGCGACUUCCAGCCUGACUGCCCUCUCGGGGACGACGAGGGAGAUGCGUGCAGUGGCUUCAUCAACGGCAGCUACUGCUCCUUUGAGAAGGGCGACUGCGGCUGGCGCUCUGUGUCUGGCCGGGGGCCGUCCUGGAAGGUUCUAGAAUCAAAGCCUGGGGUCAGCGCUCCUGUGUGCCAGUCUCGAGGAGCAGUCAUGGCUGUGGGUGGAAGUCAUUCCAAAGGACCCCAGGGAGUGCCAUUGUUGCGCAGUCCAAUGUUCCCCCCACCUCUCAGAAAUGCCGUCUGUGAGGUGCGCUUCUGGCUGUGUUCUGGAGGACGCCACAGCGGGGCGCUGUCCCUCUGGGUGGUGGAGAACAGCACGGAGCCUGGAGAGAAGCGCAGUCUGUGGCGCUCGGCCAACGGCAUGCAGCCACGGCCGGGUUGGCGACUCGUCACCCUCCCUCUGUACGGCUUGGCGGAUUGGUUCUGGCUGCAGUUCAGCACGGAGGAACUCCCGGCUCCUGGGUCGGUGUUGGCCAUUGACAACUUCUCCCUCAGCACGGACUGCUUCCUGGCCUCCAACGGGGAGUUUCCACCGGUUAUCAACACGAUAAAUGUCAUGGGGCCCGAAGCAACCACCCAGGACUGGAGACCCACCCCGACAGCCCUGUACCCCCCAACCCUGACCCCUGCUCCCGGAGAAGUCAAGUGGACUUUCCACACAUGUGGUGCCACAGGUCCAGAGGGACCCACUCCCAUUCAGUGCACCAACUCAUACAGCAACACCAACAUCAACGUUACCGUGGGAACCAGGGGAGUACUCAAGGGAAUACAGAUGUGGCGAGUCCCGGAGACAGGGACCUACAGGAUUACUGGCUACGGUGCGGCAGGCGGUCGCAGCGUGAUGGCCCCCACCCGCUCGCAUGGAAUCUACAUCAGCGGGGACUUCCACCUGCAACGCCAUGAGGUCCUCUACAUCCUCGUGGGACAGCAAGGAGAGGAUGCCUGUCCAAACUCGAACAAAACCCUCAACAAGGUGUGUCUGGAGCAAACUUUGCUGAUUGACAACAGAACUCAAGCUAAGUGGGCAGGAGGAGGUGGCGGAGGGGGCGGAGCCACCUACAUUUUCAAGAUGCUGAAGGGAGUGCCGGUUCCCCUGCUCAUUGCGGCCGGUGGAGGAGGGCGUGGCUACAGCAGCAAAUCAGAGAGGCAAGAGGAGAUAAUGGACAGAGACCCCAGUGUCCCCGGGCGCAAUGGGCGGUCAGGAGCUGCAGGUGGAGGUGGGGGAUGGAACGACAGCGCACCCGUGGCCCAGGGAGGCAGGCCGCUCAUCCUGGGGGGGCAGGGGGGUGCGGCCUGUGCGUUCGGCUGGCACACGAGAGGGGGUUUCGGCGGCGGGGGCGGAGCCUGUUCCUCCGGCGGUGGAGGAGGCGGGUACCGCGGCGGAAGCACAUCGCAGGAGAACAACCCGAAGCAGGAUGGCAAGGACGGCUCCUCCUUCAUCAGUCCAGAGGGUGUCAUCUUCAUCGAACCUCUGAAAGUGAUUGAGACCCACGGGGAGGUGGAGAUCUUGCCCGUGCUCAACUGCAGCCACUGUGAGUCGGGCGACUGCCAUAAGAGCGACGGCAAGAUCGUGUGUUACUGCGAAGAGGAUCUCGCCCCUGACGGGGUGUCCUGCAUCAACAAAACAGAUGCCGCGAUUGUGCCGCCCCAGCUGCACCUCUCCCAGCUGGCUCUGGGCCUGUCCGUGGGGACGUCCGCCCUCAUCGCUGCCCUGCUGCUGGCCGUGUCCGGAGUCAUGAUCAUGUACAGACGCAAGCACACCGAGCUCCAGUCCAUCCAGCUGGAGCUGCAGAGCCCCGACUGCAAGCUGAGCAAACUGAGGGCCUCCACCAUCAUGACCGACUACAACCCCAACUACUGCUUUGCUGGCAAGACCGCGUCCGUCAGUGACCUCAAGGAGGUCCCCCGGCGGAACAUCUCCCUCAUCAGGGGUUUGGGUCAUGGUGCAUUCGGAGAGGUGUACGAAGGCUUGGCUGUGGGAAUACCUGGGGAACCAAGCCCCAUGCAGGUGGCAGUUAAGACUCUUCCAGAAGUCUGCUCUGAGCAGGAUGAGCUGGACUUCCUCAUGGAGGCUCUGAUUAUCAGCAAGUUCAACCACCAAAACAUCGUCCGUUGCAUCGGCGUGAGCCUACAGGCGCUGCCCCGCUUCAUCCUGCUGGAGCUCAUGGCUGGUGGGGACCUGAAAACCUUCUUGCGAGAGAACCGACCCCGAGUGGACCAGCCCUCCAGUCUCUCCAUGGUGGACCUGCUGAACGUGGCCCGGGACAUUGCACGGGGCUGCCAGUACCUCGAGGAGAAUCAGUUCAUCCACAGGGACAUAGCUGCCCGGAACUGCCUGUUGACCUGCAAAGGACCUGGGAGGGUGGCCAAGAUCGGAGACUUCGGGAUGGCCAGAGACAUAUACAGGGCAAGCUACUACAGGAAAGGAGGUCGAGCUAUGCUGCCAGUCAAGUGGAUGCCCCCAGAAGCCUUCAUGGAGGGUAUCUUCACCUCCAAGACUGAUACCUGGUCCUUCGGAGUGUUGCUUUGGGAGAUCUUCUCUCUGGGCUACAUGCCUUACCCCAGCCGCAGCAACCAGGAGGUGUUGGAGUUCGUCACCAGCGGAGGCAGGAUGGAUCCUCCCAAGAACUGCCCAGGGCCGGUGUAUAGAAUAAUGACACAGAGCUGGCAGCAUCAACCGGAAGACAGACCCAACUUCUCAACCAUACUGGAGCGGAUUGACUACUGCUUACAGGAUCCCGACGUGGUGACGACGCCCCUUCCAGUGGAGUAUGGUCCGGUGCAGGAAGAGGAGGAGCGGGUGCCCAUGAGACCGGAGGACCCGGCCGCCACGUCGCUCCUGUGUGUUCCGGGCCGGGAGGACGGCCCCUCGACGGUAGAGGGCGCCAGAGAGCAACCCGUCCAGGCCUCUCAGCCGCCCGCUGGGCUCCCUCCCGAGGCUGUGCCUGCCGCGGCCGCACCGCCGCCUUCGCAGCUCCACCUCCAGGCCACGCAGCAGCCGACCCCUGCCGCUGCCCCGACCCCCACCCCCACCCCCACCCCCACUUCCGCUCAGCCCGGAGCAGAGGGGGGGCACGUCAACCUGGGAUUCACACAGGGCCAGCCCCUGGAAAAAGAGGGCCGCAACGGGAAGCCCACCAACCUGCUGAACCCCACUUACGGCUCCUGGUUCCUCCAGCAGCAGCAGAGGCCCAGCCUGCAGCUCCAGCACAAGCAGAUGCUCCACCAGCAGCAGCAACAGCAGCAGGCGCUGUGCCGCCCCCUGCUGCCCCCUCCCCCCCCGCCUGGGGCGCCGACCGCCCCGCUCCUCCUCGAUUCGGCCGCCCUUCCUUCCAUCCCCCUGUUCAGACUGCGCCGUUUCCCCUGCGGGACCAUUGGCUACGGGUACCAGGAGCAGGGCCUGCCCCGGGAGUCGCACGCGGCCCAGCCGCCCCCACCGCCCCCGCCCCCUCCCCCACCGCCGCCCGCGCCCCAAAGGCCCGUUUCGCUUGCCCGUGCGGGCAUCCCCGAGGACAGUCGCCCGCUGCUCGUCACCAUGGGAACGGCCACGUUGCAGGACCCGAGGCUGCCGAAACUCGAGGGGCACAACGCCACUGUGCUUUAA